Molecule: messenger RNA, 645 nt
Organism: Cygnus atratus (black swan)
Lineage: Eukaryota; Metazoa; Chordata; Aves; Anseriformes; Anatidae
Product: claudin-3-like
Exons: 1
Coding region: 1-645 (214 amino acids)
Biological process (GO): cell adhesion; bicellular tight junction assembly
Cellular component (GO): plasma membrane; bicellular tight junction
Molecular function (GO): structural molecule activity
Source: RefSeq, a predicted model, not a curated record
AUGGCGACGAUGACGAUGCAGCUGGGCGGGCUGGUGCUGGCCGUGCUGGGCUGGCUGGGCUCCAUCCUCACCUGUGCCCUGCCCAUGUGGAAGGUGACGGCCUUCAUCGGCUACAACAUCGUGGUGGCCCAGGUCUUCUGGGAAGGGCUGUGGAUGAACUGCGUGUAUGAGAGCACGGGGCAGAUGCAGUGCAAGGUCUACGACUCCCUGCUGGACCUCACCUCUGACCUGCAAGCCGCCCGCGCCCUGGUGGUCACCUCCAUCAUCGUGGCCUUCUUCGCCCUCCUCACCGCCAUCUCGGGUGCUGACUGCACCCGCUGUGUGGAGGACAAGAACUCCAAGACGCGCGUCUCCAUAGUGGCAGGUGCCAUCUUCGUCCUGGCUGGCAUUGUGCUGCUCAUCCCCGUGUCCUGGUCCGCCAACAGCAUCGUCACCAACUUCUACAACCCCAUGGUGCCCGAGGCCCUGAAGAGAGAGCUGGGGGCUGCCCUCUACAUCGGCUGGGCCUCCAGUGCCCUCCAGCUCUUCGGCGGGGGCAUCCUGUGCUGCUCAGGGCCCCCAUCCCAGCGGGAUCACUACCCCAAGAAGUACCGAGCGGUGAAGAGCUGCAGCCCCAUGGGCUACCCCAUGAAAGACUAUGUGUGA